This is a messenger RNA of Aspergillus fischeri NRRL 181, 951 nucleotides long. RefSeq names its product endo alpha-1,4 polygalactosaminidase. The transcript has a single exon. The coding region runs from base 1 to 951 and encodes 316 amino acids. The record is from RefSeq and is a predicted model, not a curated record. NCBI's taxonomy places the organism in Eukaryota, Fungi, Ascomycota, Eurotiomycetes, Eurotiales, Aspergillaceae.
AUGGAUCCCGUUGGAAAAGGCCAGUCGGCCGGCGGCUGGAAAUCAUGGACAACCAGGAAGAAGCUCUUCGUCCUCUCGCUCGUUCUACUCAUCAUCAUCGCCCUGGGAGUCGGUCUCGGAGUUGGACUAGGCAUCGGUCUGGGCGGCGGCGGAGAAGGUGAAGAAGGCUCAGGCGGGCAGACCACACCGCCAGAAGGCAACUACACAACGGCGAAGUGGCAGCCAGCAGUGGGAACAAAAUGGCAGAUCGAGCUGCUACACGCUUUGAACGACACCUCCGUCGACGCAGAGAUAUACGACAUCGACCUGUUCACCAACAACCAGUCCACCAUCGCAGGACUACAACAAGCCGGCCGCAAGGUAAUCUGCUACUUCUCGGCAGGGAGCUACGAGAACUGGCGACCGGACAAGGACAAAUUCAAGGACUCGGAUCUGGGCAACGACCUGGCCGACUGGCCCGGAGAGAAAUGGCUGAACAUCAGCUCGCAAAACGUCCGGCAGAUCAUGCUCGACCGGCUGGAUAUGGCACGCGACAAGGGCUGCGACGGGGUGGACCCGGACAAUGUCGACGGGUACGACAAUGACAACGGGCUGGACCUGACGCAGGCGGACUCGAUCCGCUUUGUGAAUUUCCUGGCGAAUGCGGCGCAUGCGCGGAAUAUGUCGAUUGGCUUGAAGAACGCGGGGGAUAUCAUCCCGUCGGUGAUCAAAAACAUGCAGUGGAGUGUCAACGAGCAGUGUGCGCAGUACAAAGAGUGCGACACCUACGCUGCGUUUCCGCAGAAUGGCAAGCCGGUGUUUCACAUCGAGUAUCCCAAGGGGGAUGAGACCAACAAUGAUCUGUCCGUCACGGCCAACCAGAAGGACGCGGCCUGUGAGUUUGCGGACUCGGGGAAUUUCUCGACUGUCAUUAAGAAUAUGAAUCUGAACAACUGGGUUGAAUAUUGUUAG